ACACAGGGGCACAGGUCAACGCUAUCUCUACCCGUCUAGCUGCGAAAUUGCGUCUUAAGCCCAAAGCUAAUACGAAGAAAUUAAUUCGGCUUCCAACGGGGGUCACAUCACAUCGCCAGGCCGCGUGGAGGUGCCAUUCAGCUUCAGGGGGGAAGACGCAAUCACGGAUCUAGAUUGCUUUAUCCUCCCGCAUUGUACGCGCGACUUGAUUCUCUCAGGGCCUUUCCUCCGGGUCACUGAGACGUUGACGAAGUACAAAAGUAGGGUCGUCGCUGCUGUUCGCAAGGGCAGCAGAAGACUUGGCUUAAACGUCUACUUGGGAACGAAAAGCGGCGACUUCAUGGCCUUAUCAAUGGAGAACCUGUCCAGGCUCUCCCAGAUACCAGGUCCGACAUCAUGGCUGUUUCUGAAGCUUAUGCAUUGUCCCGCGGCUUCGAUAUCGACAGGAAUCUAGAGCAUUAUCUUGAUGUUGAUUUCGCUGAUGGCUCAGAAGGCUUCAUCUGCGGCCUGGUCCGCGGGGUUGAGUGGACGUUCGCCGCAUCACAACAAAGCGUCAGGUGCGACUUCUAUGUCAUUGAAGACUUGUGUACAGAUGUCGUGCUCAACAGCGAGUUCAUAUUUGGACUUGAUGUGUUUUCCGCCCAAUCUGAGUCUCUAUCGGAGCUGCCAGACAGCGAAGACUAUUCAGAGUUGUUGCUCAUCAGCCUCAAAAGCAACGGCUAUUUUAAUUUGCCACAGCGUGAGGAUGUAUUCAACAUUGAUCUGAAUUCACCAGAUGCUUCCAAUCGCCAGCGGGUACUUGCAGAACUCAAUUACCGCGACGAAGUGGACGAUCUAAUCGACACGCUGGACCCCGACAAGCAAGAAGCUGCUGAGAGGGCAGAACUGAGAGACGAAGGUUAUGGGAGGAGCUUCGGCAGACGCACCAACAACUACAAGUUGCUGCCCGACUGAACGGAAGCACUUUGCCAAUGACUGCGCCAACCCAAGACACAAACACGGCGACGAGUAAACGUAGAAGGUGGACCUUCAGGUUUCGCAUACCUUCGUUGAGGGCCGCGAGGAAAGGAGGCUAGGAGCUAGCGGCGCAGCCCAGGUAUCUGGGAAGUCCUUUGAAGCAUGGCGUUCUGGUGUCUGGCGUACUG
Colletotrichum acutatum is the source of this 1145-nucleotide messenger RNA. RefSeq lists its product as uncharacterized. The transcript is spliced from 2 exons. The record is from RefSeq and is a predicted model, not a curated record. The coding region runs from base 397 to 954 and encodes 185 amino acids. NCBI's taxonomy places the organism in Eukaryota, Fungi, Ascomycota, Sordariomycetes, Glomerellales, Glomerellaceae.